GAUUUGUGAGCAAUUGUCGUCACUGUUUUUAGUGUUUACCGUUACAAAACUCUUGCAUUGAACCCGAAGCCAAACACUCACACCCACAUACGGUUCAGUGUCCGGUAACCGACCAUCCGAAAAUGCAGUCUCAGGCAUUAAGCUCAUCUCUUUGCUCCUUCCCUUCGUUUCGCUGCCACUCUCCGGUACCGGUCAUCGGCGGACUCACCACUAGAAGAACCUCAACCUCGCUCACUUUGAAAUGCUGCUCUCUUCCGACUCCGAGUACCUCACUGGUUGAUGAUUCAAAGAAAUUCCGAGAAGCGGCGAAGAAAGGGAAUUUGGUCCCACUUUACCAGUGCAUAUUCUCAGACCAGCUCACUCCGAUACUUGCAUACAGGUGUCUCGUUAAGGAAGAUGAUAGAGAAGCUCCAAGCUUUCUAUGUGAAUCAGUGGAACCCAGUUUUCAGGACUCAGCUGUUGGACGUUUUAGUGUGGUUGGAGCUCAGCCAACAAUGGAGAUUGUGGCAAAAGAAAAUAAGGUUACCAUAAUGGAUCAUGAAGAAGGGCGUUUAACUGAGGAGAUUGUGGAUGACCCAAUGGUUAUCCCUGCAAGAAUUUCAGAUGGUUGGAAUCCCCAACUCAUUGAUGAACUUCCAGAUGCAUUUUGUGGUGGUUGGGUAGGUUAUUUUUCAUAUGAUACAGUUCGGUAUGUGGAAAAGCGAAAAAUUCCAUUUUCAAAGGCUCCCAAGGAUGAUGGAAACCUCCCUGAUAUUCAUGUAGGCCUUUACGAUGACGUGAUUGUCUUUGAUCAUGUGGAGAAGAAAGUAUAUGUUAUUCAUUGGGUAUGGCUUGACCGCUACUCUUCCGUUGAAAUGGCUUACGAGGAUGGUAUGAAACGCUUGCAAUCAUUACUUGCUAGAGUACAAACUACUGAACCCCCAAGGCUGAGUGCAGGUUCUGUGGAUUUAUAUACUCGUGGUUUUGGUCCUUCUCUGAAGACUUCAAAUAUGACAAGUGAAGAGUACAAGCAAGCAGUAAUGGAUGCAAAGGAGCAUAUUCUAGCAGGGGAUAUUUUUCAAAUUGUAUUAUCUCAGUGUUUUGAAAGACGAACAUUUGCUGACCCAUUUGAGGUUUAUAGAGCAUUGAGAAUAGUAAAUCCAAGUCCAUAUAUGGCUUACAUACAGGGUAGAGGUUGUAUACUUGUUGCAUCAAGUCCGGAAAUUCUUACUCGUGUAAAGAAGGGAAAGGUAGUUAAUCGACCUCUGGCAGGAACUGCUAAAAGAGGGAAGACAACUGAAGAAGAUGAAAUUUUGGCGAAGCAGCUACUUGAUAAUGAAAAGCAAUGUGCAGAACACGUCAUGCUGGUUGAUUUGGGUCGAAAUGAUGUUGGAAAGGUCUCAAAGAAUGGUUCGGUGAAGGUUGAAAAGUUGAUGGAGAUUGAACGAUAUUCCCAUGUAAUGCAUAUAAGCUCCACGGUAACUGGUGAUUUGCGUGAUUCUCUCACUUGCUGGGAUGUCCUGCGUGCUGCUUUGCCUGUUGGAACUGUCAGUGGAGCGCCAAAGGUAAAGGCAAUGGAACUAAUUGAUAAAUUGGAGGUGGCGAAGCGCGGGCCCUACAGCGGUGGAUUUGGAGGUGUGUCUUUCAGUGGUGAUAUGGACAUAGCGCUGGCUCUCCGGACCAUUGUGUUUCCCACAGGAACCCGUUUUGACACCAUGUACUCGUACAAGGAUGCUGGUAAGCGCCGUGAAUGGGUAGCUUACCUUCAGGCUGGUGCUGGUGUAGUGGCUGAUAGUGACCCAGAUGAUGAGCACCGUGAGUGUCAGAACAAAGCUGCUGGUCUUGCUCGUGCCAUCGACUUGGCCGAAUCAGCAUUUGUUGAUAAAUAAUGUGAUGAUCUUCAGCAACCAAAGUCAGACGUAAACAGCGCUCCCUUGUUCUUCCUGUUGUAAAGGGUGUCGACAAAAGAAAGAAGAAUACCAACCAAGUAUCCGAGCUAGUUCUUUGUCUUAGUUAAAAAUAAAAAAAUAAAACGAAAAACUGUUCUUUUUUUCCUUACAAAAAAGUAUAAGCUCUCUCAUACAGUGAGUGACCAAGCUACAG
Messenger RNA from Humulus lupulus (European hop), 2082 nucleotides. RefSeq names its product anthranilate synthase alpha subunit 1, chloroplastic. Gene Ontology annotation, biological process: L-tryptophan biosynthetic process. The transcript is spliced from 11 exons. The coding region runs from base 123 to 1868 and encodes 581 amino acids. Gene Ontology annotation, molecular function: anthranilate synthase activity. The record is from RefSeq and is a predicted model, not a curated record. NCBI's taxonomy places the organism in Eukaryota, Viridiplantae, Streptophyta, Magnoliopsida, Rosales, Cannabaceae.